AGGUGAUCGGGUAUAAAAUGAUUUUUGAUAUGUAUUUUUCUUUUCUCGCUGCGCCAAGUCAUCGUAACCGAUUAUCAACCACAGAUAACAGCACGAAGCAGGAACGAGUUCACCGUUUCCCUUUUUCGUUGGGCAUGCGAUUUUCAGUCAGCGAUAUGCGCAAGCUUAAAGCGCAAGCUGCAGAGAGUCAGAUCGGUCCGAUUGACAGAUUGAAUGGCUCCCAGUAGGAGGCCUGUCAUUUUGAAGUAUUUUUUAUUGUGACUAGUUGGUCGGAAAUCAAGUAAAAUUAUUCCUCGUCGUCCAAACUAUAGAAUUAAGGGCUCCUUUGAAUUCUAACAGGACUCCAGGUUUUAAAAAAAGUGUGUUCUAAUGUACCGGUGACGCCCUUCUGCUUGAUGUUAACGUUGUCGAAUGAUUAACAGAUUAGUCACAGUAUAAUAAGUAUCAUACGAACAAGAAGUUUUAAGGGAAAUUAUAAUAUACGUCGAAGAAUAUCAAAUCUCAUAUUAUAAAAAGAAACAUGGACAGCCAAGGACGAAAAGUAAUCGUGUGCGAUAAUGGAACCGGGUUUGUCAAGUGCGGAUAUGCUGGCUCAAAUUUUCCGGCUCAUAUAUUUCCAUCGAUGGUUGGACGACCAAUAAUUAGAGCAGUCAACAAAAUCGGAGACAUAGAAGUCAAGGAUAUGCCAGACUUAAUGGUUGGCGAUGAGGCAAGCAAGCUUCGAUCUAUGCUCGAAGUUAGUUACCCCAUGGAAAAUGGUAUUGUCAGAAAUUGGGAAGACAUGUGCCAUGUUUGGGAUUACACAUUUGGCGCAGAGAAGAUGAACAUUAAUCCAAAAGAGUGCAAAGUACUAUUAACAGAACCUCCAAUGAACCCAACCAAAAAUCGUGAGAAAAUGAUAGAGGUCAUGUUUGAGAAGUACAACUUUACUGGAACAUACAUUGCUAUUCAAGCAGUUCUUACGCUGUACGCUCAAGGUUUGCUAAGCGGAGUGGUUGUCGAUUCUGGAGACGGUGUAACGCACAUUUGUCCUGUUUAUGAAGAGUUUGCUUUACCACACUUGACGCGAAGAUUAGACAUCGCAGGACGCGAUAUAACUAGAUAUCUAAUAAAACUCCUGCUCUUGAGAGGCUAUGCUUUUAACCACUCAGCUGAUUUUGAAACAGUCCGAAUGAUGAAGGAGAAAUUAUGCUACAUCGGCUAUAACAUUGAAACAGAGCAAAGAUUAGCCCUAGAAACGACGGUCCUGGUAGAGCCUUACACGCUACCGGAUGGCCGAGUUAUCAAAGUUGGCGGAGAGCGAUUUGAAGCACCAGAGGCUCUCUUUCAGCCACAUUUAAUCAACGUAGAAGGACAAGGAAUUGCAGAAUUAGUUUUCAAUACCAUUCAAGCAGCAGAUAUCGAUAUCAGAAGUGAACUGUACAAACACAUUGUCCUCAGUGGUGGUAGUACUAUGUAUCCAGGACUACCGUCCAGGUUGGAACGGGAACUAAAACAAUUGUACCUUGAAAGAGUUUUGAAAAACGAUAUUGAUAAGCUUUCGAAAUUCAAAAUAAGGAUUGAAGAUCCUCCAAGACGUAAAGACAUGGUAUUUAUUGGAGGAGCAGUAUUAGCAGAGGUGAUGAAGGACCGUGACACGUUCUGGAUAAUGCGAGAAGAAUAUGAAGAAAAGGGUCUGAACGUACUAAGCAAAUUGACUGCCCGUUCUAGUUCUUCUUAAGAAUUUAUUGGUGCUCAAGAUCUUCGAUAUCGAUCAAGCCACUAAUUUAUUUUGGUCAAGUAGCUAAAAUAAAUGUUCGUGUUAUGGAAUGAUCAUGAAAAAAUGUUUGCCGCUGAUCAGAGAAGGAAUACAAAUCACGAAUCGCAAAAGACUUCAAUACCUGGAACUGGUUGCGGUGUCUGAAAUGUUUCUUAUUUCAUCUGUAAGAAAGAAAAAAAUAACAAAAAAAAAAAUGUACUUGGGAAAUACCUACCCAUCAUUCCUCUAUACAUUA
Messenger RNA from Athalia rosae (coleseed sawfly), 1994 nucleotides. It is a transcript of the gene Arp2, whose product is annotated as actin-related protein 2. Gene Ontology annotation, molecular function: actin filament binding. The transcript is spliced from 8 exons. Gene Ontology annotation, cellular component: actin cortical patch; Arp2/3 protein complex. Lineage: Eukaryota; Metazoa; Arthropoda; Insecta; Hymenoptera; Athaliidae. The coding region runs from base 521 to 1720 and encodes 399 amino acids. Gene Ontology annotation, biological process: Arp2/3 complex-mediated actin nucleation. The record is from RefSeq and is a predicted model, not a curated record.